Hyla sarda is the source of this 6421-nucleotide messenger RNA. RefSeq names its product F-box and WD repeat domain containing 8 (gene FBXW8). The transcript is spliced from 11 exons. The record is from RefSeq and is a predicted model, not a curated record. Gene Ontology annotation, molecular function: protein binding. Bases 2567 to 4357 code for a protein of 596 amino acids. NCBI's taxonomy places the organism in Eukaryota, Metazoa, Chordata, Amphibia, Anura, Hylidae. Gene Ontology annotation, cellular component: preribosome, large subunit precursor.
CCUUCAAAUCCACUUCAAACCUGAACUGGUCCCUGAAAAAUUCCGAUUUUGAAAAUUUCGCGAAAAAUUGGAAAAUUGAUGCUGAACUUUAAAGCCCCCUGAUGUCUUCCAAAAGUAAAAACUCAUCAAUUUUAUGAUGCAAACAUAAAGUAGAUAUAUUGUAUAUGUGAAUCGAUACAUAAUUUAUUUGGAAUAUCCAUAUUCCUUAUAAGUAGAGAGCUUCAAAGUUAGAAAAAUGCAAAAUUUUCAAAUUUUUCAUGAAAUUUUUGCAUUUUUCACCUAGAAAGGAUGCAAGUAUCGCCGAAAAUUUAGCACUAACAUAAAGUAGAAUAUGUCACGAAAAAACAAUCUCGGAAUCAAAUUUAUAACUAAAAGCAUUCCAGAGUUAUUAAUGCUUAAAGUGACAGUGGUCAGAUUUGCAAAAAAUGCUCCCGUCCUUAGGGUCAUAAUGGGCUCCGUCCCCAAGGGGUUAAUAAAUAUGGGGAAAAGGGGCGAUUUAAAAUUUUAUUGGGGGACGGGCUUUUUCAAAUUUUUUUUAUAUUUGUUUUACACUUUUUUAGUCACCAUAGGGGACUAUUUAUAGCAAUCAUUAGAUUGCUAAUACUGUUCAGUGCUAUGCAUAGGGCAUAGCACUGAUCAGUAUUAUUGGCGAUCUUCAGCUCUGGUGUGCUGGAAGGCAGAUCAAUGCAGAAGACUCCAGGAGACAGUCGGAGGCAGGUGAGGGGACCUCUGGUAGUCAUCUUGGCUGAUCUGAUCCCCGCGGCACUGAUGAUCAGCCAUUAUAAGUGCCGCACUGGUGCAGAUGCCGUCAUUUGUAUUGAUCACGGCACCUGAGGGGUUAAUGACGAACAUCAGCGCGAUCUCUGAUGUCCGCCAUUACCGGCAGGUCCGUAGCUGCUGACAGCCGCCGGGAAUGAAGCGAGCGUAGCUCCUGCGCCCGUGUCCCAGCCGUGCCAUAAAGGUACGUGAUGCUAAGCAGCGCUGUACAUUUACAGUGCAUUCCCUUAAGGGGUUCAAUAUAGAUUGAAGUACACCUUGAUGUAUUUAAGUAAGCUUCAUUGUAUUACUUGUUAUGCUUGACAAAGACACUUAGCCAAAACGUUGCACAUGUAUACACUUUUGUGUGGAAUAAACGUGAAGCCUUCCUUUGAUUUCUGGAUCUCUGGUGUUUAUUUUGCGGUGGCCAUUCUCUUCUUUGGAUUAGUUCUGCAUAUUAAAUGCCACGGGAGAACAGCCUGAAAGGAGCUCCUCAUGAUGAUGAUUGGUUAGAGCCUUUACUGGGGGUGGACUCAGUCUUAGUGCAGAGAGCAGAAAAUAGAGAAGCGUUCUUAUAGGUUGCUAUGGGCAACGUCACCACUUUUCUUCGGCUUUGCUGAAUCUCCACAAUAGUCCUUGUCCAGUACCCACAUCAUAUACACAGAACUUAAUGUACUUCAACCUAUAUUUAAUGGCACAGAGUGGGUAUUUUAAACCUGGUGCCAGGAUUUAUCAUGUACAACUUUUUGAAAACAUGUUCAGAAGUCGCACAUAUGUUCACACAGCCAAGGCCAGUCCAGACCUGGUGUAUAUAUAUAUAUAUAAGCCGCGUUGUUGUGGCCUGGGCUGUGCACAUAUUUAUCAUUCCAUCACUGGCACAUGCAAUGAGAAGUGUAGCCCUAUGUGCUGUAUACAGCCCUGUAUAGCACACGGCUAUGGUUGAGACGCUGUAUACCUUGUACCCAGCCAGAAAAGAGUUUAAGUUGACCUGACAUAUCACAGAGAAAAUAAUGCUUCUAUGUGUUACACCCUGGGUCAUGCAGAUUCUUUACACAUCACCAGUUACUUCUUAAAAAUACUGAAAAUGUAUAUAGUUGGCAAGGUUGGCACCUGUUUUAAUGCCAAUCCACUGUUUGGGCUGGAUACAGCUGGGUAUUAUGGAGGGGUCCUUACUCUUUAUUUUUCAAGACUUAAGUCAGUGGCACAACCACGUUUAACCCCUUAAAUUUAUCAGUUACUUAUUCAAAAUGCAGAAAAUGUAUGUGGUUGGCACCUGUUUAAAUGCCAAUCCACUGUUUGAGCCAGGCUGGAUACAGCUGAGUAUUAUGGAGGGGCUAUUAUUCAGUGACCCAAUGGCUUUUAACCCCUUAAAUUUCUCCGCAGAGAAAUAAGAGUAGAAAAAGGACUAUUAGCCAUAGUCAUAUAUAAGAAAAUGCUCAAAUAAGAAACCAACUUCAGUGAAUAAGAAGCUGCCGAAUAAGAAACCAACUUCAGUGAAUAAGAAGCUGCCGAAUAAGAAACCAACUUCAGUGAAUAAGAAGCUGUGAGACAAAAUACUGCGACUUUCUUGAGUGCACACUGUAAAGUAGACCCUGCUCCUCCAGGAGUACGCCGUGAGUAGACGGAACGUCAGGAUAGGAACCAAUGUUUAGUCUCCACUUUCCCGGUCGGAAGAAUCUAUGGAGUACACCAAUCCUCUCUGUGGGUACAGGGGCUCACCGUAACCCUAGCAACACAACUUUCCUUACACCCCUGUCCAUAAUGGCCGUAGCGGGGCGGCGGUGAGUGCGGAUCUGGGCUGACGGCCGCUAUGUCCCUGGACAAGUCUCUGAAAGAAUUCCGCGACCGCUGGAGGGCAGAGAUCCAGGGGGAAAUCCCAGCCCCGUUACCGCCGAAACGGCGACGUUCUGCACCCAGCCCAGAGCUGCCCCCCGAAGAAGAUGUGGCCUGGAGACAUCUCCCUGGGUCACCGGAGCCGGAGGGAGCGAACACUCGGUACCUGGCACUGGCGGAGAGCCUGCUGCAGGAGAGGCCGGUGCCCGGAACUGUGACCGACAAGGCCGGAUCCCCUCAGAGGGCGCCCACCCUGCUGGAACAGCUCAUCAGCGACCUGAAUGAAAUAAAUGAGAUACCAUUCUUUGAUGUUCAGUUGCCAUAUGAAAUUGCCUUACAAAUCUUUCAGUAUUUGGACAGGAAAGAGCUUGGAAGAUGUGCACAGGUCAGCAAGACUUGGAGGGUUCUUGCUGAAGAUGAGAUGUUGUGGUACCGCAUAUGUCAUCGUGAAGGGUACCUGACUGACAGACAAGUUACUGCAUGCUCGUCUUGGAAGGAAGCUCUGAAAGAAAGACACACUCGGGAAAGCAUGCUGAGGACAAACUGGAAGAACCGUACUGGAGCGGUUAGCCAACUGCAGUAUGAACUUGGGAAGGUGCUGGGUGAUGUUCAUGCAUAUGAUGGUGUUGUCCUUGCUGGAUACACCUCUGGAGAUGUCCGUUUGUGGGAUACGCGAACCUCUGGUCUUGCAGAAUCUUUUCUUGAAACGUCCCAUUCAUCUGAUGAUUCUGGACUAAGCCACCACGUCUCAUUUGUGAAAAUAAACAAGUCUUUGGCUGUGGCAGCAUAUGACAAUGGUACCAUUGAUAUUUGGAGCCUUCUGGUUGGACGGGAACCUAUCCAUCAUUAUCAACACAACCAAAAGAUCCAAGCACUCGCACUGUGCCCAGACACGGCUGCUAUAGCAACAGCAUCUAGUUUCCAAAUCCGAGUAGAGAGUCCUGAUGACCGAGGCUACUGGAGAACUAGCUGCAAUUUCCAGACCCAGAAACUGGUAAAUUUUCUCCAUUUAAUUCAUGACUCUGAAGGAUCUCCUAUCACUAUUGCGGCUGCUGAUGAAAUGGUUUACCUCCUAAAGCAAGAUGUUCCUGAAAAAGUCCUGCACUCUACAUAUGGUCAACCUGUUACCUGUCUAGAUGUUUCAAUGCAUCAGGCAGCUUUUGGAGUGAAAAGUUAUGGUUGGGUCACCCAUAGUGGCAAUAAGAUUCAUGUGUACAACCUGCAGACUGGUCAGUGUCUCACCACCUUGGGUAACUCUACUGGAGACUUUACAUGCAUCAAUCUGAAAGACAGCCCUCCUCAUCUUUUGGUUACAGGAAACAGGGACAGAAGAGUGCGGGUAUAUGACCAGCGUUGUAGCAAAUCUUUCUGUUCCUUCUAUGCCCAUCAACUGGGGGUCUCAGCGGUGCAAAUGGAUGACUGGAAGGUGGUUUCUGGAGGAGAGGAGGGUUUAACCUGCACAUGGGAUCAAAGAAUGGGAACAAAAUUGUGGGAGAUGCAUGCAAGACACCCAGUGCGCUACAUCUGGUUUAACUCCCAGAGUCUGAUCACUGCAAACGUUCCAGAUGAGAAGCAGCCGCGCGGGGCCAGCAUCAUGGAUGAUGACCUUACUGCGCACCGAAGACAUCGAGGCACCAUCAGUGUGUAUGAAUUCUCAGUGGAUCAGACAUCUGCAGAGAGCGUCCUUCCAAUUUGUCGUUCCUCUUAUAGUGAAGUGACCGGAUACAGUUACAACAUUGGUCUGGCAGUGCCCUAUGACAUUGUGUGAAAUCAGCCAUCUCUCCAAGGAAUAAUAUGAACGGUUUUACUUACUCAGGGACAAUGUUGCUAAUAAUUCUGGGACAUCUAAAUGAUUCUGCAACAUCCAUAUUCUGCACAAUAUGCUAUUAUUAUUUUUAUACUUUAUUAUCUCAUUUUUAGUUUUUUUUUUCUUGACCUGCGUUCCAGGUUUUCCAGGUUCUUUUAGGCCUGUUUUAUUGUAUAUUGUGUAUAUUUUAAUUUAUCCUACUAACAAAACAUUAAAUAGUGCAGCAUCUGAGGACAAUACAUGGGAUCUUAUUUACAGUAUGUGAAAGUGAAUAAUGAGAAAAGCCACAGGUCUGGGUAAUAUAGAAUAUUUGCUAAUGAAUAUUCUAUAUUGUAUUGUACAUUCAUUUACAACCACUGUACAUUUUGUACAUUAUGUUUCUUUGUUAUGGAGAACUUUUCACUGUUAUCUAAGGCCAUUUACUAUAAUAAUGCAUUUUACAUGUGUAAAUGUUAUAAACCAGCUGACUUGUGUAAAUGUUGUAAAAUAAUAUUGUACAGGGACUGGGAUGUCCUGUUUUGUCUCCCGAUCCCCCAUCUGCUACAGAAACAGUAUGUGAGUAUUGUUUAUAUUGCUGCUUAUUAUGGGGAUUCUAUGGAAAUGUCAAGACUUGGUCAUGUGACCACUCACAGGAACACAGUUAUAAAAGACAGGAAGUCCUUGCACAGAACUCUUGACACUGCCAUGGCAACCCAGAGCAAGCAGUAUUGUAUGAUUAUGUUCACAUCAGCAUUGUGGAGCUCUGUCAGGGAGCACCUAUACAAUAGCUGAUAACUGGGACUGAGGUGGUGACAGCGCGCAUCAACGAAACCCAACAGGUCCCAUUCACUUUGAAUGGGGUCUGCGGGCGUUCUGUUAGAUGCCUGUUCUUUCACAUUAUUUUAGCAGAGAAAAAGUCCUGUCUUUAUAGUGGAAUCAGCAAACGGACCUGCGAUCGCUGAUGUGAACCCAGCCUAAAAUACCUUUACAUUACUGCAGUGUUUAGAAGAUUAGGAGAGAAACCCAAAGGGAGUCAAAUGAUAAAAAGUGUCUUUAUUGUCAAUUUAUCUACCCAGAUUUAUCAAUAUGUCUGAAACAAAAACUGAUUUGCCCAUAGCAACCGCUCACAGCUCAGCUUUUAUUUUAUAUCGGUAUUUUAAGAAAUAAAAGCUGAUCUGUGAUUUGUUGCUAUGGGCAAAUCAGACAGUUUUGUCUUGGACAGAUUGAUAAAUCUGGGCCAAUUAUCUGUUCAUGUGCCAUUAUACUAAUGCAAUAUCCUUUAUGUUUGUCUUUAGCUUGUGUUAAAAGCGUAGGUUCAGUCUCACAAAAAUAUGUCAUUGUAAUUGCACUAAAAUGGCCAGAAAUGUAUCUAAAUAAAUAAUGGGCCAGCAGAUGACAACUUGCUUCAGAAAAGACUGUUUUGUCGACUACUUCCUUGGAUUUUUAGGUCAUGGAAUUUCACCUUCCUCAAGACAGUUUUGCUCAUAUGUCCAGUCUUAUUCGUGAGAUUCCAGUCUUUCCUAAAAAAAAAUAUGUCCUCUGCAACCAGGGGGCUAAAGAACUUUUUUUUUUUACCAUACUAGGCCGACUUCCGCGUUGACAGAUGACCUGCAGAUGUGGCUUCAUUUUCUUUCUUUAUUUAAUGGCCAUGCUAUUUGGCAAUCAGAAUUUGUAACAAUAAUGCCCUGCAGCUUUUUACCGAUGAUGCAGGCUCUGUUGGCUAUGAUGCGGUUAAAAUGGUCUGCUGACCACUGGCCUUUAUCUUGGGUUGAGUGUGGCACUACUAGGAACAUCUUUUUCUUUUGCAGCUAUUUUCUGUUCUUGUAAAAAAUUAUUCUUUUGUACUUCUUUUACAAUAUUUAAAUAAACGCAUUGUAUAAAGAAUGAUGUAAGAAUGUGUCAGCUGAUGCUUUGUCGAGAUUUCAUUUGCAACGCUUCAAGGAGCUGCACCGGCAGGUAGAUGCAGUGGGAGCCAAAUGUCCUCAAGAAUUGUGAACAUUAUUUUGGAAUUUUUGACUGCAUUUUUCAUGUGUAAAUUACUUCUAU